GCUGAUAACUUUGCAAAAUCUGAAGAAGUGAAAUCACUUCAGUCUGUAAUUAAUUUAUUAGCCCCAAGAUACUCUGACAAUAAUCAAUCAGAUUCACUUGUAGCUGGUAGUGAAAAAAUUGAUGAGCCAGAGAGGGUUAAUACUUUUAAUACAAUUAUUCCUAACACAUUUCUAGAAGGACUAGAUAGUUCUAUACAAGAAUUGAAAAAUAAUAGCAUGAAUUUGAAGACUGUUUUCUCAGAACCAAUCUUACUUGCUACUUCGACAAACAAGAUUUUAUUAGGUGGUGCAGAAAGGAUGGGGACCUGGCCAAGCCAUCAGCAAUUGGCAUCUCCAGCAUAUCCAAGACCAACUGUAUGA
Molecule: messenger RNA, 360 nt
Organism: Dentiscutata heterogama
Lineage: Eukaryota; Fungi; Glomeromycota; Glomeromycetes; Diversisporales; Gigasporaceae
Source: the annotation of a GenBank genome assembly